This is a messenger RNA of Cylindrotheca closterium, 678 nucleotides long. Lineage: Eukaryota; Bacillariophyta; Bacillariophyceae; Bacillariales; Bacillariaceae. The record is from the annotation of a GenBank genome assembly.
AUGGAUUUCUCUACCACCAUCACCGCAUUCUUGACCCUUGCUGCAACAAGCACCCCUAGCAGCAAUGCCUUUCUUUCAAAUAUUGGUAUCCAAGGGCAAUGGAAGGAAAAUCCACUAAGACAAACCCGUGUUGAUACUUCGGAUCUGAUUGAAGAGGCCUUGGUUGCCUCCAAAAAGUAUGGAGCAAGUUCUCCAGAAGCCCGUUUGGCAUGGGAAACCGUUGAGGAGAUCGAUGCCAGCGACAAUACUGCUGCCACCCUCGGGAUGACAUCCGAAUCCCAAGCGGAGGCGGAAAGACUACUUGCCGACCUCCAACAACAACAGCCACACGCGGCCGCUUUGCACAACAUGGCCGCAGAUAUCGAGGCCAUCAAGCUUUCGGCACCCAAGAAAAAUCCUUCUAAUAAAGAAGGCAAAAUCUAUCAAGUGAACAACGCCAAGCUCCAGCAAGCCGUGAGUGACGCAAAGCGACUGACUGAAUCAUUCGGUGUCCAUUCGUCCGAAGCAAAGGUCGCAUGGGAAACCGUCGAAGAAAUUGCCUCGAGUGGGCGCAUCGAGAACGCCAUGGGUGGCAUGCUGACGCCAGAAGAGUGUUUGGUAGACGCACCCGUUGAAGCCUGUGAAGCCUUGGGAGAGCUGAAUCGUGUCUUGGACGGACAAGAACAAUCAAGCCGGUAA